Bombyx mori (domestic silkworm) is the source of this 1199-nucleotide messenger RNA. RefSeq lists its product as hypothetical. The coding region runs from base 138 to 899 and encodes 253 amino acids. The transcript is spliced from 2 exons. NCBI's taxonomy places the organism in Eukaryota, Metazoa, Arthropoda, Insecta, Lepidoptera, Bombycidae. The record is from RefSeq and is marked provisional.
ACAGACGCAAGUUGCACCUCGACAUAGCGAUUCCUGGAAGAGCCUAGUCUUCCAGCAGCGCUAUCAACCGACAAAAACAAACACUAUCUUUAUCUUUCUUUCACUCUUUCACUUCUGUGCUUCAUUUCAUUACGAAAAUGAAAUCCAUGAUCGUAGUAGCUUGUUUGGCGUUGGCGUGCGGCGCACACGCGUCCGGUUGGGCCGGCCCACCCGCCAACAUUGCUCUGUCUCAAGAUGGACGCAAUAUUCUGGACACACCCGAAGUCGCACAGGCUCGUGCCGCACACAUUUCCGCUCUUCAGCAGGCUUCGAAAAAUAACCCCAACCCAAAUGACGACGGAUCAUACGACCCUAGAUGGGACAAUGAAGAGUACUGGCAACAAGCUGAGGGUAAAUGGAACGGUGCUCCCGCUCCUGCCUGGAACGCUGCCCCCGCCCCCUCAUGGAACGGUGCCCAUGCUGCUGCUCCUUCAUGGAACGCUGCCCCAGCUCAUUCCUGGAAUGCUGCCGGAUCUGCUCCCGCCCCCGUAGCCGAAACUCCAGAAGUAGCACAAGCCCGUGCCGCUCACUUGGCCGCUCUAUCUGCCGCUAAGUCCGCUGCUCCUGCCCAACAACAAUGGAACGCCCCAGCUCACCAGGACUGGAAUGCCCCCGCCCACCAGGACUGGAACGCUCCCGCUCACCAGGACUGGAAUGCUCCCGCUCACCAAUCAUGGAACGGAGCUCCCUCCUGGCAAUCCGGUGCCCCCGCUCACCAGCCCGCUAACAUCAGACUAGCCAACGAUGGUUCCGGCAUCCUCGACACACCUGAGGUCGCCGCCGCGCGUGCUGCUCAUUUGGCCGCCCACGCGCAAGCCGCUCACUCUGCCCCAGCUCACGCCCCUCAGCAACACUGGUGAAUUAAUUCGCCUCUUCUUCCCUUUCCGAGCUCCCCAAAGUGAGCCGGCUCGUAACUAGCGGUCUGUAAGCCGUGAACGUGUUACGCUCAAGGAUCACGUGGAGGUGUCUUCUUUCCUUCGAUCUCUUAUUGACUUUUAGUUUCAAAGUGCUAGUGCGUCAGUCUUUUUUUUUUACAUAUUCUGUGGCUUUUUGAUACUUUUAUAAAACUACUUCCUACUCUAUGAACUUUUGUACAUAUUUAAAAUAUAGAUUUGUAUGUAUGCGUAAUUAACGAAUCAAAUUAUACGGAAUGGAAAAUG